This is a messenger RNA of Paraphaeosphaeria sporulosa, 1575 nucleotides long. RefSeq lists its product as uncharacterized. Lineage: Eukaryota; Fungi; Ascomycota; Dothideomycetes; Pleosporales; Didymosphaeriaceae. Gene Ontology annotation, biological process: DNA strand elongation involved in DNA replication; nucleotide-excision repair, DNA gap filling; DNA replication. The transcript is spliced from 9 exons. The record is from RefSeq and is a predicted model, not a curated record. Gene Ontology annotation, cellular component: nucleus; delta DNA polymerase complex. Gene Ontology annotation, molecular function: DNA-directed DNA polymerase activity. Bases 43 to 1368 code for a protein of 441 amino acids.
CACAGAACGUCGAAACAACGGUUGAAAGCCAUACCGCUCGCCAUGGCCGAAGCACGCUACAGAGAGUACCUCGUGGACCGCGUUCUCGCAGAGGGCCAGCCGAUCACGUACCGGCUGCUCAGUCGAGCGCUCCAGGUGCACGUUAACAUCGCAAAGCAGAUGCUGUACGAUUUCCACGCCGAACAGACGAAGAAACAACCAAAGUCCGUCCAUGCAACAUAUCUUCUUACCGGCAAAGAACGAUCGUCCGAGCACAGUAAUGGCGACAUUGCACAUAAUGGAGACGACACUGCUAUGCGCAGCUCGCCCUUCAUGAGCUCGCUGCCUGAGCCAGAGAACACGCCAGAGAGCCCGGUGCCCACCACUUCCGUCGUGUUAGUGAGGGAGGAGGAACUGGAGAAAACAAAGAGUGGGUUCGAGGAAAUUACUUCGAUCCAUAUAUACAGUUUGGAGCCGGGACCGAUAGAGAACCUGAACCUACUGGCUGUCUGCAAUCAGGAGAUAGCCAGAAGCCACGCAAGCGGUGACCCCUUGGAACGUUGGAGAGACUAUGGCUCUAUUCAGAACCCUUAUAUCAAGCGGAGAACUACUAAAUACGCCCCUGCCAUGGCUAAGCCCACGACUAAAGCUACCGUCAAAGCCACAGCUGCCGUCAGUGCACCGAAUGAGGGCUCGAAACAAGGACCAGCCGUCGCAGCUCGUAAAGAAAGUACGCCAGAAGAGUCUAAGUCAGGUCGAUCAACACCCCAGCCCGGCCCUACUGCGUCUUUGAAGAGAUCGGACUCGAAGACCAUGACUAAAAAGGACGCAUCCGUCGGGAAUUUGUUCAAGUCCUUCGCAAAGGCCAAGCCCAAAGCAAAGGAGGCAGAGAAACCAAUUGAAGAAGAUGCUAUGCAAGGCAUGUCUGAAGACGAAGGAGACGCAGACGACGAGCCUGCCGUCAAAUUCGAUGAGGAGAAGGCCGCUGCAGCACGCAAAGCGCGAGAAGAACGAGAACAAAAACUCCAAGAGAUGAUGGAAGCUGACGGUACAUCUGUCCUCGACAUGCCCGAUGCACCAACAGAAGAAACUGACUCUCAAGAUGCCCCAAUAGACAAGGAAACCCCCAACCAGCCGGCUGAGUCUGAGGCCACUGUCACUGUUCAAGGUGGUCGAAGACGCGGCAAGCGACGGGUUAUGAAGAAGAAAAAGGUCAAAGACGAAGACGGCUAUCUCGUUACGAAAGAGGAAGCCGUGUGGGAAUCAUUCUCAGAGGACGAACCAGAGCCCAAGAAGGCGAAACCUACACCCAAGCCUACAGUAGCAAAAGGCAAGAAGAAUGGCGGUAAAGGUCAAGGGAGUAUCGCGAGCUUCUUCAAGAAAGCCUGAAACGACUCCACCGAGUGAGCGUUGUCCACCGCUGGAAAACCUCGUACAUCUGCCGCUUGAUCCUCAACGUUCGCAGAUCAUGCGGGAGGCACAUAUCAUAGCUAUUGCACAAAGCCAAUGCACCCUGGUCUUUCUGCAGCGCUGGCGCGUAAAUGUGCUUCGUACUGCUGGGCUUCAGCCACUCACAACAGUACACAUAGCCGAACU